AUGCCAUUCGGCUCGCUCUCAGUCUCCAAUGCGGCUAUUCCACAAUAUGCUCCUCCGUAUCAUGUCGUAGAAAAUCGUUGCGACUUUACAAGUGAAAACGUCCUCACAGUUACCUACCAAACAUCCUUACAAUGUGUACGCCAUCUAGUACCCAAUAUGCUAGAGCUCGACGACGAGCCACAGGUAUCAGUAAUGAUUGUGGAGCACAAAAUGACGUCCUUCGGUCCAUACAACGAGUACGUCCAUUCAGUCAAAGUCAAAUACAACGGCGACACAUUCGACUAUUUUCUUUCUCUCAUCUUGGACAAUGAAGCGCCGAUUCUCUGCGGCCGCGAACAAUUCGGGUUUCCCAAAAAGUUAGGCAACGUUACGUUAGCGUCAAAAAAUGGAUCGACAAUUAUUAGGGGCUACGUGGAGAGACCUGCAGGCCAAAAGAUUCUUGAAGUUGAUUUUCAGCCUGAACACAGAGUGAAGGGAAAGAUGGAGACUGCCAUCCAGGGAUUGAAUUUGCGAGUCAUCCCUUCGGCGGUUCCGGGUCACAGUCCGUCUGUUAAGGAACUGGUACCAGUGGAUAUCAUCAUGGAGGCAAGUGAGGUCUGGCAAGGCGCUGGAUCUAUCUGCUUCCCGGAGCCGUCACGAUUCGAUCCAAUGCACGAAGUCAAGGUUCUUCGAUAUGGAACAGCGACUCUCCUGCGGAAUGCGUCCCUUGUGAUUCCCCUGCCGGCAAAAGUGUUCCAGCUAUAA
Penicillium verhagenii is the source of this 744-nucleotide messenger RNA. RefSeq names its product acetoacetate decarboxylase family protein. NCBI's taxonomy places the organism in Eukaryota, Fungi, Ascomycota, Eurotiomycetes, Eurotiales, Aspergillaceae. Bases 1 to 744 code for a protein of 247 amino acids. The transcript has a single exon. Gene Ontology annotation, molecular function: lyase activity. The record is from RefSeq and is a predicted model, not a curated record.